Molecule: messenger RNA, 1231 nt
Organism: Oryza sativa Japonica Group (Japanese rice)
Lineage: Eukaryota; Viridiplantae; Streptophyta; Magnoliopsida; Poales; Poaceae
Product: pectate lyase
Molecular function (GO): pectate lyase activity
Source: RefSeq, a predicted model, not a curated record
AACAAGAAUGGCUGCCAUCUUCAUAUUCAUAUGGUUGUUCGCCUCCGUUUUAUCCAUUUCAUCAGCUUCUUCUCCUUUGCUGAUCAAUGGUAGUACUGCUGAUGCUGCACCGGACUGCGGUACCGGCAACCCGAUCGACGACUGCUGGCGUUGCGACCCCGGCUGGGCCGACAACCGGCAGCGGCUCGCCGACUGCGCCGUCGGGUUCGGCCGCCGCGCCGUCGGCGGGAAGGGGGGCAGGGUGUAUGUCGUGAACGACACCGGCGACGACGCAGCCCGCCCGGCACCCGGCACGCUCCGGUACGGCCUCGUCCAGGACGAGCCCCUCUGGAUCGUGUUCGCCGGCGACAUGACCAUCAGCCCCGCCCACGAGCUGGUCGUUAGCUCGCGCAAGACCGUGGACGGCAGGGGCGCCCGCGUGGUGGUUGGCGACGGCGGCGCGUGCUUCGCGGUGAGGGGCGCGAGCGACGUCGUCAUCCACGGGCUUACCAUACGCCGGUGCAGGCCGGCACCCAAGCUGGAGGCCGGCAUGUCGGACGGCGACGGCGUCCACAACUCGAGCGACGUGUGGGUCGACCACUGCACGGUGGAGGCCUGCGCCGACGGGCUGAUCGACGUGGUCGUAGGUUCCACCCGCGUGACGCUUUCCAACAACCUCCUGCGCAACCAUGACAAGGCAAUUCUCCUCGGCCACAACGACGACUACACCGACGACAAGGCCAUGCAGGUCACCGUUGCCUUCAAUCGCUUUGGACCAGGCCUCGUCCAAAGAAUGCCAAGGUGUCGGUUUGGUCUUUUCCACGUCAUCAACAACGAUUACAUAGCAUGGCAAAAGUACGCCAUUGGGGGCAGUGCUUCACCGACCAUAAUUAGCCACGGCAACAGAUUCUAUGCUGAUAUGGCCAAAGAGGUGACGAAGCGCGAUGACGAUGUGCCGGAGAGCGUGUGGCACCACUGGAACUGGGUAUCCGACGGCGACCUGAUGCUCAACGGCGCGUUCUUCAGGGCAUCAGGCGAAGCAAGGACAGAUAAUUUGAAAGCCCCUAGCUUUGCAAGGUCUGCCCCCUCCGUGCCGUCGAUGACUUCCUCGGCAGGCGCCCUCUCCUGCAAGGAGGGCUCGCACUGCUGAGAUCAGCUACUGCUGCAUUCGAUGAUUUUUCUUUCUGGAUGUAAUAGUUGCAUAGGAUCGAACAAGAUUAAACAAGCCUAUCAGAAGAUGUGAAUGGCAGCG